Messenger RNA from Balaenoptera ricei (Rice's whale), 398 nucleotides. RefSeq names its product Purkinje cell protein 4 (gene PCP4). The transcript has 3 exons. The coding region runs from base 28 to 216 and encodes 62 amino acids. Gene Ontology annotation, cellular component: cytoplasm. NCBI's taxonomy places the organism in Eukaryota, Metazoa, Chordata, Mammalia, Artiodactyla, Balaenopteridae. The record is from RefSeq and is a predicted model, not a curated record. Gene Ontology annotation, molecular function: calmodulin binding; calcium ion binding.
AGAUACCGGAGCUGCUGUUACAGCACCAUGAGUGAGCGACAAGGAGCUGGGGCAACCAAUGGAAAAGACAAGACCUCUGGUGAAAAUGAUGGGCAGAAGAAGGUUCAAGAGGAGUUCGACAUCGACAUGGAUGCGCCAGAGACAGAACGCGCAGCAGUGGCCAUUCAGUCUCAGUUCAGAAAAUUCCAGAAGAAAAAGGCUGGGUCCCAGUCCUAGCGGGACUUCCUAGUCUGCCAGAAGACACCACCUUCAACCAUCCUGUCAAGAAAUUAAAAGAACAACACCCUCGAGGGAAAUCAUUUGCGCACGAUACCCACGUGCACCUCAGUCCCGCAAUGCAUGUACAGAGACCCGUGAUAUUUAUACCCUUGUAGGAAGGCAUAGACCAUGCAAUUGUG